CCUCCCUUCCUUUCCUUCAAGAGAGAGAGAGAGAGGUGAUCAAUGGCAGCAUCAUUAGCUCCAUCUCCCAAAGCUUUGCGAGAAUUUCGAGGGUUUCUCCUCCUCCAUCGGCAGCUUGAAUCGGCUGCUCCGAUGGAAAGUUUUAAGUCUUUUCUGAUGGAGGACCAGAUCUGGCCUGCGCCGGCGCGGGGUCCGCCUGCGGGAGCAGCUAUCCCCGGAGGGGAGCAGCGGCGGCGUCUCGCGGCGGCGACGGCGGUGGUGUGGAGGUGCAGGGCGUACGGCGCGAGGAGGAGGACGAGGAGGAGGUCGGGGGUGCUGCCGCCGUGCCGCCACCUGUGCCUGCCCACGGCGUGCGUGCCAAGCCACCCCGACUGCCCGGCGGUCACCGCGCCCCUGCCCGUGACGACGUCGGUCGUCGUCGCAACGGUCGGAAACGCGCCUAAUAAAAAACCCAAAACUCCCUCGCCCACACCAUACGCGCUCUCGCUCUCACUCUCUUCUUCAUGCUCUUCGUCUGAAACUCCUCUCCCUCUCUCUCUAAAAUUGAAGCGACUCUCAUGGCGGUCGAAGCUCGGCGCGCCGAUCCUUUUCCCGCUCGGAUGAUCGUGAACAGAUUCUUCGGGAAUUCCAUCGCGACGAGGAAGUACCGUUGCGCGAUCCGCUCCUACCCCACCCAUGCGGAGGACUUCAUCCCUCUGCCGUCGACGGAGACGGAGACGCCCGACCCGAUCUCGCGUCCGUCUCGCCGCCGCCUGAAACUUCGCGUCGUCCCGGAGUUCAGCACGGCGAAAUCGUCCGUGAAAUCCGACAGCGGAUCGACCAGCGACUACAACGCCGCCGUUUCUGUCCCCAGGAGCCACCACAAGCGGUCCAGAGACGACGCGAUCGGCGACGACCACUUGAACGGCGAUGGCUUCCCGGCGAGUCGCAAUCCUCCUCACAAGAUGAGCAAGGCGUCACCGUUUCUGGGGCACGAGGUGGGGUUCGAGAUCCAAGGUCGCGAAUCGGAGAUCCACUGUUUGAUUUCGCAACAUACACAGGCGUUCGCGAGAAAACUGAAGAAGAAAGACAGAGAAAUCCAGAGAAUCGGAAGUUGA
This is a messenger RNA of Eucalyptus grandis, 1097 nucleotides long. RefSeq lists its product as uncharacterized. The transcript has 3 exons. Lineage: Eukaryota; Viridiplantae; Streptophyta; Magnoliopsida; Myrtales; Myrtaceae. The record is from RefSeq and is a predicted model, not a curated record. Bases 558 to 1097 code for a protein of 179 amino acids.